AUCUGCCAGGUAAGUAUGUAUGAAACUUUAUUGUACAAUAACAAUAUCAUAUCUUCAAUAUUUUUAGCAUGUGUCUUCAUAAUCAUCUAUAUUUUUUGUAUUUAUUUUCACAGGUUGUUUGCCAAUUCUAGCACUAUAACAGAUGGGAGUGGAAACUACUCUACAGAUACUCAGUGUGCAUGGUUAAUAGAUGCGGGAAAACCUAACACAUCUAUUCGUCUUCAUUUAGAUCAUUUCGCCACGGAAUGCUCGUGGGACCAUUUAUAUGUUUACGAUGGCGACAGUAUUUACGAUCCCCUUAUUGCCGUUUUCAGUGGGAUGGUGGUUCAAGAUGAUUACCGUGUCACUCACAUACCAGAGGUUGUAGCAUCUUCAGGCUAUGCACUACUGUAUUUUUAUUCUGAUGCUGCAUAUAACCUCACAGGAUUCUCAAUUUCUUAUAGGAUUGAUGGUUGUCCUAGUACUGUGGCAGAGAAAGUAUGCUCCAGUAAAGGAGUGUGCAUUGAUGGUUGUACCUGUGAUGCUGGUUGGGGAGGUCCAGCAUGCUCAGAUUCCUCUUUGUCCUAGAAGAAUGUUCAUGGACAUGGCACUUGCAAUCCAGAGCAACGCAGUUGUCAGUGUCAUGAAGGAUAUAAAGGUGCUGAUUGCAGUCAGGUGAAGGAAGCAGGCUGGUGGGAAGUUGUUGGUCAUGAUGUUUCUAGUGAAUUGGAUCUUCCUAGUCCUGCAUCGUCUUUGCUUGAAAGAUCCUCACAUGCCACUGUCCUUAUCAAUAAUGAAAUCUGGGUAAUAGGUGGAUAUUCAUUCACUGAGAAACCCUUUUUAUUGAGAUAUAACAUAGCAGAAGACAAGUGGACUUCAGUGGAAACCAAAAGCAUCAAAGAGCCAAGUGCAAGAUAUGGACAUACAGCUGUUGUAUAUAAUGAGUCGAUUUAUAUGUAUGGUGGCAUGAAAGCGGAUGGCACAAUAGCAAGAGAGUUAUGGAGGUUAGAUGUAGAUACACUCAAGUGGUCAGAAAUUUCUUCCAAUCGUGGACUGAAGGCAGGACGGGGUCGUGGUAAUAGGAGGGGCAGGGUUGGCCGACGUGAGAGGAACAAGCGUAAUAAUAAUGGCCUUAAAGACAAGGAGGAAAAUCUUUCAUAUCGUCAUGCAUCAGAAGACGAAAAUGAUGAUCAUGAGGAAGAAGAUGAUGAUGACAAGGAAGAGGAAAAGGCAAAUCCCAAAAGUCGUCAGGAGUCAUCAGGCUGCUCUUCACCGGGUCCAUGUGCUCCCAUCCACUGUGUGGGUCAUGCAGCUGUGGUGGUACAAAAAACGAAAAGAGUAAUGCUAGUUUUCUUUGGGCAUUCAGAUCGCUAUGGAUAUUUAAACACUGUUCAGGAGUAUGAUUUUGAUCAGAACACCUGGACAACCUUAGAAACUAGAGGAGCUGUUGUACAUGGGGUGUAUGGUCACACUGCCCUAUGGGACCCUAUAACAUCAUUGGUUUAUAUACAUGGGGGAUUACGUUCCAUUAAAACACAAGGCCAUGUUGUGUCAGACCUCAUGACAUUUGAUCCCAUCAAGCUUGUUUGGAAUCUUAAAACUCCAGCACCAGUGCCUAGGUUCCUACAUUCUGCCGUCCUUAUGGAAGGCUUAAUGCUGGUGUUUGGUGGGAACACCCAUAAUGACACAGCACACUCUUAUGGGGCCAAGUGUUUCAGUGCGGACUUUCUAGCAUAUGACAUCAGCUGCAAUGAGUGGCAUACCAUGCGUAAACCCCCCAAUCUUUACCUGGACAUCGCACGUUAUGGUCAUAGGUCCCUUGUGCAUGAUGGUGCUAUGUAUGUGGCGGGUGGCUUUAAUGGCAAAAUGCUGGGAUCUGUGCUACGCUAUCAUCCAGGAGAGUGUAAAUCUCUCUCUCAAGAAGACUGUAUAGCCACUUUUCCUGGUCGCAAAUGCAUGUGGAACAGAAUUCUGAGUCGCUGUGAAACCAUUAAUGACCAUGACAAGAAGUCUUUUGAUGUCUGUCCACCUGUUACUGUAAAGCAUAAUUUAACUGCCCUUUGUAGUGAACAGUCAUCUUGCCUUUCUUGCGUCUUUAAUACAUACAAGUGUUACUGGUGUGGCAGUACAUGCACCCACAAUAAGUGCUUGGAGCUCUCGAAGCCUGAAGGUGUGAUGAGUUUGCGUAAUGUCCUCCUAAAUAAAGAGGGACGCAGGCCAACUAAGGUGGUGGUGGCUGUUGUUAGUGGGGAAGGUUGUGAAGAUACCCAGAGGUCAAAAUGCAAAUCCCUUGAUACGUGCCCUUUAUGCCAUGCUCACCAGUACUGUGACUGGGAAAAUAAUCAAUGUGAUGUUACUCACAAUGGAACAAAAGUCACACUGGAAUCGCCUGCAGCAGCAGAACCUGAACCCAACUUGCCUGGACUAGAGCAAAGUGAACACCGCAGAGCAUUUGGUAGUGGAACAAGCAAUGCCCUUCAUUCCCAUAGGCCCUGUGAACCAACAUGUGCACAGAGGACCUCCUGUAAAAAUUGUACUGAAACUAAAGGUUCAUGUAUGUGGUGCUUCAAUCAGCGGCGUUGCGUCAAUAACAAUUCUUAUCUUGUUAGUUUUCCGUAUGGUCAGUGUAGAGAGUGGACAACUGAGCUGAAGAGAUGCCCUAAGUUUGAAAGUGAAAAGGAUGUUGAAUAUAGUCGUUGUAGUGAUCAUCAGACCUGUCAUGAUUGUCAAGCAGAUGUAGCAUGUGGAUGGUGUGAUGAUGGUAGUGGAACAGGUAUUGGAAGUUGUAUGGAAGGUGGCCAACGGGGACCUAUCAACCCACUUACAAGUGUUACUCAGCCCAGCAAGUGUCCUAGCACUCGUUGGUUCUUCACUCAGUGUCCUUUAUGCAACUGUAAUGGUCACAGUCACUGUGUAAAUGGCAGCCAAUGUAUAAUGCCUUGUGCCAAUAACACGGCUGGAUCCCACUGCCAACAUUGCAUUGAAAAGUUUUUUGGAAAACCUAUCAAUGGAGGCUUAUGCAAACCUUGUGAGUGCAAUGAGCAUGGAGAUACUUGCAACAGGGAGUCUGGUCGAUGCAAUUGCAACACCAAGGGAGUUACUGGGGAUCAUUGUGAACGAUGUGACACCCAAAACAACUAUGUCGGUGAACCUCUGCGUGGUUCUUGUUUUUAUGAUCUCCAAAUUGAUUAUCAGUUCACUUUUAACCUCUCCAAGCAUGAAGACAGACACAUCCGCCAAAUAAAUUUCUUCAAUGUGCCCACCAAAAGUGAUGUUGAUACAGAUUUUGAUAUAUUGUGUUCAAAAGCUGCCAAGAUAAAAAUAUCAGCCAAAACUACCAAGAGCCACGAAUCUUGGAUUAUUCGUAAUUUCACUGGGACGAGAAUCAAGCGGAGAUUUAGUGCUUCCGAGUACACAUUUGGCUCAGCUGAUAACAGUACUACUUUCCAUGUAUAUGUCUACAACUUUACUCCACCCAUUGAAAUUAUCGUAUCGUUUUCCCAGCAUCCGAAGUUGGAUCUCAUCCAGUUUUUUUCCAUUUUCUCUUUAUGCUUCUUGAUAUUGUUAACGUUAGCAGCUAUAUUAUGGAAAAUAAAACAGAAGUAUGAUAUCUAUACACGGAGACAGCGCCUGCUGGUGGAGAUGGAAGCAAUGGCAUCCCGACCAUUUCGCCCUAUUCUCCUUGAAUUGUAUCCUAGAGGAACUGGUGAUGAUGCCACAGACUCUGUAAAUACUGCCUACACACAGACUUGUACUACACACCCAACUGUGGGAAAUUAUUUAGUAUCAGAAACAAAUGGAACCACCAAUUCUCUUGUUAAUGACCAUAACAUUGCAAACACUGAAAACCUCAAUUCCAUGCUUAAUUCUAAUACCAACUGUAAAACACCCCAUUUAAAUUAUUCCAUAACUAACAACAUCAAUCAUAAAGCAGUUGCAAAUGCAACUUCACCAGAUAGCUUGUCCUCUGAGUUACUUGAAAGUAUUAGUACUCUGAAGAAAGGGAAAAAGGUAAAUCCAAGUCCUAUUGCCCUGGAGCCAUGUUGUGGCAACCGUGCAGCCGUCCUCUCACUCCUGGUGCAGCUACCCACUGGCACGGAGUCUUAUACUCCACUAGGUCAUCCAGGUGGUUUGGCUAUAGCCAGCGCAUUAGUUACACUUGGCAAUCCUAGAAAGAGUAGUACAGACCCCAUAGCUUUAACCAAGGGGGACAUUAGCAAGACAAAAGCAGUGAGAGGAAAGCAGUCUUAUUCCAGCCAUUCUCCUGACACUUGUAUUUAGCACCUGCCUACUCACCCUCCAGUAAGACAGUUUUAGUAAAGGUUUUUUUUUUCUUUGACUAUGUUUCAUAGAUAUUGUUGUUAUUAUUGAUGGUUUUGUUUUACAUAAAUCAUUACUAAAUGACUUGGUGUCAAGUCAUUUACAAGGCCUUAAGUACAUUUUGGGUGUGUUUCUGUGAAACACCAGAUUAACACAACAACAGUACAAGAUUAUGUACAAGAGGAUGUUAAAGAAUUCCUGGUUGUUGGUUGAAAGGACUUGAAGGUGAUAAAAGAUUAUUCCAUGUUUAAUGAUUUGGCAUUUCAUUAAUAACCAUUAGUGAUGGGCCCUUCACCACCUCUGUCUUUAAUAAGUCUCUAUUUUCAGUAGCUAUACUAAAAUUUUUGUUGUAGCUGCAUCUGUCAUGAACAACAUUUUUGGUCAAAUGUAAUGUAGGGUGCAGUAGUAGUCUUGGAACAACUCAAACAGUUUGUUUUUAAGUAAGGUUCCCAAUUUUUUGUUGUGCUUUUUAUGUUACAUCCCAACAUUAUUUUUACUGUAACAAGUCUACAAAACAUUUUAUUUUAGAAAUUCACAUUUGUAUAUGUACUUUUAAAAAGGUAUCUUUGCCCAUUUGGCUUCCUUUCCUAUAAAUACUUCUGGAUACUUUAUUUUAGACACCUUUGCAGAUUGGAAUCGAUUGAGAAAAUUGUCUUUAAGAGGAUGCUUAAUUAUGGAAGCGAUUUUUUUUUCUAAUAUGUUAGCAUUGUGUAGCUACAUUAGGGUUAGUAAAUGCAGGUUUACAAUAUGGACAGACUGGUACAGUACAUUUAAAUGUUUUAAAUUUAUAAGCUUGGGAUAGUGUAGUAGAAGGUUGGUAAUGUAGGUUAUAAUAUUGCUUUAAAACUUCAAUUUUAAACUUAUGCCUUAUUUUUAUACAAUAUUUUUUUUGCUGCCAUGCAUUUGUCAUGCCUUAUUUUUAUACAAUAUUUUUUUGCUGCCAUGCAUUUGUCAUCCUUAGGUUUUAUUGUAUGAUAUGAUGUUUCUAUUGUGAUGAGGAUUCAGAGCUCAUUCGAAUUAGCAAUGUGCAUCAGCAACCGUGGUUUCCUCCAUUUUAAUGAGUAGCUUUAAAAUAUGGGACCUCAUUGAGAGGUAACUUGUAGAUUGGAUUUUCUUCAAGAAAUUUUGAUUCAAGGUACCUUGAUUAAUAAUGCCAUGUCCUAACAAUGAUUUGUUUGCUCACAUACUUAUAUGAAAAAGGUGACCCUAGCCAACUUGACAAGCAUUAGGAUAUUUGUGCUGGCUUUUCAAUAUAUUUUAUUCAAAACCUCAUUUUAUUCUUCCAGGCUUCCUGGUAAACAAUAGGUGAAGCUAUUCAAUAUGUUGCUGUUGUGAUCUCAUUUACAAAGUGUAGUUUCUCUCAGCAAAAUUAUAACCGCUAAAGGUGAUUGCUAGAACGAGUCUUUCAAUGUGUAGAUAGAGUUAGUUUUUUCUUAUCAUUGAAUACAAAACCUUUUUACUAUAUAUUUGAUUUAGAAUUUUCCUUCUAUGCAAAGUAUGAUAUUGUCAAGAAAAAAUAUUCUUUGAAAUGACUGCGAGUCUUGCAUUUGGCAGCUGUGAAGUGGCAUUGAUGUCUUAAUGUGUUACUGUAGAUUUUUCAUAUGAAGUUACCAAAUUAGAACCUCUCAAGUAUCUCUGUGAUUUUUUAAACAAUUAUGCAGAAUCAGAAUUACUUUCAUAGUGAAUACAGCAAAGUUCCUUAGUUAGUUUUUCUUAGGAUAACUGCAUAGUAAUUAUAAUAGUUUGUUAUUAGCUGUAAUAAGCCCGAGAAAAAUUCAUUAUACCUCUUGGCUUUUGAACAGGCUUUUUUUUUAUUUUUAUAUUUUCAUGUAAAACUCGCACACUUUUUACAUCAUAAUUUAUCAAGGUAACUUAAUUUUCAGCUGUGAAAGUUUUCGGGCAAGGAGUUAGUCAUAUAUAUUGAGAAACUGAUAUACAUACUGUACAUAUUUAUACACAAAGUGAACAGGCAUUAUUGCCUUAAAAUAGAUGCUGACAAUAACCUUCUUUGGGGAUUUGAACUGUUGUUGCACUGCUUCAGUGGGUAAUGGGUUGUAUCCCCAAGGAUGAUAGUCAUCAUUAGCACACAUUAUUACAUAUUUUGAGUUGUUUGAGUACUGCUGCUCACGUUCAUUUGACUUCAAGUCUGCCAAAAUUUCUCGUCAUUGAAAGCUGGUUAUUUUUGAGCUGUCAGAAUAUAUCAGCCCUUCUUUUUGUUGGUAUUGACACCAUCAUGGCCUAAGAAGUAAAGUCUGUAAAGUUGGAUAUCACUGGAAUUUCAAGCAAGAAAUCAGUUAGAAUCUGCAUGUUUUGAACAUUGUAUUAGGUGCAUUGUAAUCGUCAUCCUUAUUGCUAGAUACUGGAAUGAUCCUUAGUGUCUGCACCCAAUGAACAUCUAUCAUUGUUUUGAUGCUGUGCUGUACUGUGUACCCUAUUUUGAUUAGACAGCUUGAGAUAUUUGCUCGUUACUCUAUUAAAAAACGAAUGUCAAUAGGGUAAACGCCUAUUAAUAUGCUGCCAGCGCUUCUGUUAUGCAAGAUCAGCAUUGAUAAACUUUACUGUAAGUGCUUUUUCAUUUCAACUGCCAAUCCAAUAUCUGUGAUUAUCAUCAAUUAAGAAGAAAUGGUUGGUACAUCUGUAUUUUGGAAAUGGACUUCAAAUGGAUAUAAAUAAAAAAAUUAAUAAAUAAUGAUCAUAGCAUAAUAUCCCAGUUAGAUGUUUACACUGGAUGAAUAAUGAGAUGUAGUGAUCACUGUUUUAGAAGCGGCGAUCAGGUGAAGGGUAUUAAAGAGUGUGGUUGUAACACUUGUACAUAAUCUUGCUUCUUUCUUGUAUUUAUUUCCAGUAUAUAUAUGUGGCAUUUUUACCUAGUUUAUUAUUUUAGAACAAAAUCAAAUGGCCAUGCGAUUUUUGCUGGACGUUGUUUUUAUCAAAAUUUUUAUAAUGUAUUUUCUUAGCCUUUUCGUGUUGCUGCCUUGAUAGAUGUGAAUUUCAUUUCUAAUAGCUCAAAUAUUUUGUUAUGGUUUAGGAGCUAAGGAAUGUAAAUAUUUAACAAUAUUACGACUAGAUCACGAUGUAAUAUAAUAUAUAUACAUAUAUAAAUAUUUAUUUAGCCUAUACUUUAAGACAGAGCAGAUCAGAGUGUUUUGUGGUCUGUCUCUUUGAAUCUCAGCCAUGUGAUAAUUCUCUAAUGUAAGUGUGAAUGAUUAACUUCCUUUUUUAUUGUUAGCCAAAGCCUGUUAGGUCUUUAGUCUGACAAAACCAGUGAUGUUCAGGAUCACUUUAAUAUAAUGAUUGACGAGGGGGUUUCUAACAGUCUCAUAUUGGAUGAUAGGUAUUAUUAAAUAGGACUUUUUUUUUAUACUAAGCUUUAGGUGUAUGCUUCAUAAUGUCGCAGUGAAGGAAAUUAAGUCUUACAUUCUCCUCUGUGUACUGUAUUGUUAAUGAUCUGUAGAUUGAAGGCUUAGCUGUUGCCACACAAGUUUGUGAAUGAUUUGUUGAAUGUGCGAGCAUGUUUCUUUCAUCAAGGAAUUUUUAUUUUCAGUAAGAUUUGGUGUUUGUAGAGUGUAAAAAUAAUUUUUUUACUUAUACUCAAGAGACUAGUAGAGAACUAGAAUAAGAAUAUAUUUGAAUGGUCCAAACCAAGCAGUAUUGUCACACCUUGGUACCUCAAAAUUUUAUUAGAACAUUUUUGUUUAAAUGACUACUGGGUAUGUGCUGGCAAGAAGAAAGAAAAUUGUUCAAGUUCAGCAUUGGACUGAAAGCUUUCACAGCAUACUUGCUCCAGCUGUGCAGUUAAAAUUUAUUGUUAAUGGUGAUAAAUGAUGGUAGAGGUGAUUAGGAAACUUUUGGCUGUAUUUCCAAGUGUGUUCAGUAUCACAUUGCAGUAUAUCGCAUUACAGUGCUUCAUUGUGUACAUGGUUUUUUCUUUUUUAAUCUAAGUUUUCAGUAAGUGAUCCAAAUUGGUCACAUUCCGGUGAUAAAUGCUCGAGUCACAAAAUUGCAUUCAGUGUACAUACCUAAUGUAUAUUGACGCUGGUAGGGAUUGUAUUGAGAUUUAGAGUACUUUUCAGUUUGUUCUCGUUUGAUGCAUUUGUAUGAAACCAGUAAUUGAAAACCCAGAUUUUGUCAACUAACAAAAUGGAAAUGUUUUGAAUUUCAUGUUGCAGUAGAUAUUUUGGAAGGUAAAAUAUUGACUUGUCAAGAGGAAUCCUGUAGUGGACUGAUAAUGAAGGUUUUGUACUCGUGUAUCUUGGUGUAAUGUUGAGAGCAAUGUGAAUGAAAUGAAAUGAUUUAAAUGACAUUUUGAUUAGAUUGUAAUGUUCAUAGCAAUAAAUUUUUCUUUUACGUUUUUUUUGGUGUUUUUAUUGUGAUUAUUAAUGGCAUUUUUUUUUAACUUUUUCAUUUCAUUAUCUUGUGAGUGGCAUAAUAAUAUCUGAGGAUAUGUAAAUUAAGUUAUUCUCUUUAUGCAUAUUGCAACAGUUUUUAUUUCUAAUGAAUAAUUCUCAGACGAAUGUGUUAGUGCAUUGAAUUCAUUACUGAAGUAAUAAAGACUACUUUUAUUGACUUGGUAUUAAAUAACUGAAAUUGUCAAGAUUCCAGUUUUUUUACACUUCUCGUGAACCUUUUUUUUUUUCUUUUUAAAUGCUUUUCACUUGAAACUUCUGUAUUUCAUUUUAAUGUGUACCCAUAACAUUUGUGUAGUAUUUUGUUGAAAGUAAGGUGAUAAAUAUGGUAAAAAAUUUGAGGCAUAAUUAAGAUGUGAAAGACCUUUGUAACAAAAUUAUUGUGAAAGACCUUUGUAACGAAAUUAUUGCUAUAGUACUAAAAAGAAAAUAUUGUACAAAUAAACAAGUUGUGGUGUACUCUCUGCAACAGGCAAUUAAUGUUGUAGGCAAGGCAUGGUUGUGGGGUUUGAUUUACAGAGAGUUUGCUUGGGUAUUAUUGUUGUACCAGUGAUAAAAUGCAUAGGUACACUUACAAUCUGGUUAUCACUUGACAGGUUUAACUACACUUCAGACAUCCAGGAAAGUGCAAUUUGUACCAAAGAUUAAGUUGAUUUUGUGAGGUGAACUGGUAGUAAAAUAUUUUGUUAGAUUUUUUUUAAGCAAUUCUGAAUGUUGGUUUAUGUUUUUAUAGGAAAGAAUGCAGAACAGCAGAGUCCAAAUUUUGUUUUAUUAACAUAUUUUGGCAGUACUAAUAAAAAGUGUAGGUGGGGUUAAUAAUAUUGCAAAUAAUUGAACACUAUAUGUAAUAAUAAAAUGGUCAUAAUAUACUUUCAGCGUGACAUCUAGUCUAAUUUGCAGUGAUUAUCAGAACAUCCUCGCAGGCUUACCCUAGAGUGUGACUUUGUCUUCCUGUCUUUGUAUACUGCUUUUAGGGUAUGUUUCUGAUGUGGAACAUGUAUUCCAAUAAACUUUUUUCCUUUUAGUUUGAUGUGUGUUAGUAAUAAAAAUGUUGUAAUUUAUAUUACGAUAGUUGGGUACAACAGAUAGGUUACUUGUUGAUACAUUGAAUGUGUUUACCCCCUUUAUUGUUUUUGUUAGCUGCUGACAAUGCUAUGAAGUAGACUUUUCACUGUACUUCCAGAUUGUUUGUUUCGCAGAUGUUCCUUGUGUUUGUUCCUGGGGGAGGGAGAGACUGAAGUAAAAGUUCCACUAUGUCAUUGUUAUGAGAUAUCAUUUCAAGUGAUUGUAAUCUGGCAUGUUUGUUUCCCUCUUAUUUUUAUUUACUACUGGCUAAUUCUAAGGUGCAAUACGUGAGAAAUUUUUCUAAAGGUUACCUUUUUUUAAGGGGAGUGUAGUAACUAAUAUUUUCUAGCAGUUUUGUAUUGUUUUACAAAUAAAGUGAAUGCCCUAUUAAAGUUUCUUAAUUUUUAUGAUUAUUGCAGCAGCAUUAUUUGUUUGUUAAUACUGUACUAUAAUCUUAUUCCUUCACUCUGCUGUAAACCAAGUUUGCUAAUAAAACCUGAAUUAUGUUA
Molecule: messenger RNA, 10279 nt
Organism: Macrobrachium nipponense
Lineage: Eukaryota; Metazoa; Arthropoda; Malacostraca; Decapoda; Palaemonidae
Product: attractin-like
Cellular component (GO): Golgi apparatus
Molecular function (GO): protein binding
Source: RefSeq, a predicted model, not a curated record